Austrofundulus limnaeus is the source of this 2854-nucleotide messenger RNA. RefSeq names its product tachykinin receptor 3-like (gene tacr3l). Gene Ontology annotation, biological process: G protein-coupled receptor signaling pathway; positive regulation of flagellated sperm motility. Gene Ontology annotation, cellular component: sperm midpiece; plasma membrane. The record is from RefSeq and is a predicted model, not a curated record. NCBI's taxonomy places the organism in Eukaryota, Metazoa, Chordata, Actinopteri, Cyprinodontiformes, Rivulidae. The transcript is spliced from 5 exons. Gene Ontology annotation, molecular function: tachykinin receptor activity. The coding region runs from base 159 to 1286 and encodes 375 amino acids.
CAACAUCAUGCGUAAAGCAGGAAACGCCCCCUUUAUCCGUCCUCUGCAUCAGGACCRCUCUGUCACUUCCAUCAGUCAGAUUAACACCAUCUAAGUGCUCUCUCCUCCUCCUCCAGAAUCGAUAGAAAACAAAUCCUGCCGGGGACCCCUCCUCAGGAAUGGCCCCAGACCGGGACGGAUCCAACACAACCAGGGUUCUGACCAACCAGUUCGUGCAGCCGGCGUGGCGCAUCGCGCUCUGGUCCGUGGCGUAUGUCACGGUGCUGGCGGUGGCUGUUUUCGGCAACUUGAUCGUCAUUUGGAUUAUUCUGGCGCACAAACGCAUGAGGACCGUCACCAACUACUUCCUGCUGAAUCUGGCGUUCUCCGACGCGUCCAUGGCUGCCUUCAACACGCUCGUCAACUUCAUCUACGCGGCGCACGGAGAGUGGUACUUCGGGGAGGUCUACUGCAGGUUCCACAACUUCUUCCCGGUCACGGCCGUGUUUGCCAGCAUCUACUCCAUGACUGCCAUCGCCCUGGACAGAUACAUGGCAAUCAUCCACCCUCUGAAACCCCGCCUGUCUUCAAAAGCCACCAUCGCUGUGAUCUUCUGUAUCUGGAGCCUGGCUGUGGUCCUGGCCUUCCCUCUCUGCUACUUCUCCACCACCAGGACCUUACCGGGUAGAACCUUCUGCUAUGUGGCCUGGCCCCGCACGGCYGAAGACCCCUUCAUGUAUCACAUCAUAGUUACAGUCCUGGUCUACGUGCUGCCUCUAGCAGUGAUGGGUGUCACUUAUACCAUUGUUGGGGUGUCGCUGUGGGGAAGUGAGGUCCCYGGAGACUCRUCAGAUAACUACCAUGCACAACUCRGUGCAAARAGGAAGGUGGUAAAGAUGAUGAUCAUUGUGGUGGUGACCUUUGCCCUCUGCUGGCUGCCGUACCACGUCUACUUCAUCGUAACAGGUCUCAACAACCGCCUGGUGAAGUGGAAGUACAUCCAGCAGGUUUACCUGUCAGUGCUGUGGCUGGCCAUGAGCUCCACCAUGUACAACCCCAUCAUCUACUGCUGCCUCAACAGCAGGUUCCGGGCCGGAUUCAAGCAGGUUUUCCGCUGGUGCCCCUUCGUUCGAAUGUCAAGCUACGAUGAGCUGGAGCUCCAGAACACGAGACUUCGRCCGUGUCACCAGAGCAGCAUGUGCACCCUGUCUCGAGUCGACACCAGCAUUCUGAGCAAAAACAAAAGCAUCUGUUCUCGAGGACACAUGUCCAAAGGAAACCCUGAGCAGAAGGAUAAAGAUGGAUAGGCUCCACGUGGCUGAUAAAAAAAAAAACUGGGUUUAUUUUAUUUAUGUGUUUAGGUUGUCCUGAUGUCUAUGAAUUACUGUUUGGUUUGGUUAACGUAGAUAAAUCUGGACGUAUGCGAUUUUUCCAGAAUAAUGUCUUCAGACUGAAAGGCACGACUCAGGAAACAGGAAAACUGCAGAAGGAAUGCAAGGGAGGAUGCCUGUGAAAAUGAUUAUCSUAAUGGAUUGCAGUGUUCAGAAACAACAGAAAGUUAAGUAAAUGUGGUUAUGCUUUUAGGCUGUUUGAGUAGAGCUGGCAUAGUGGUCCAGUGGCAGCUCAYUAAGUCCUGAAGUACGGCAAAUCAAGUCUUAAAACACGUAAUGAGAGAUGGAUCGUUUCAUUUUUGAGGGACGUUUGGUUCUCAAAUUAAAUGUCCAUAUUUUCAGUUUGAAACUCCAUCCUCCUCUUUAUCAGAACUGAUCAAAAAGUUUACUUUUUUAAUAAAUUGCUGAUAUGACAUUUAAUUCCUCUGAUAGUUUAAAAUCAAAACCGCUUGAAGACGAUUUUGGACACAUUUUGAAUAGCAAGUUUGCAAAAAAAUAGAAACAAUCAGGAUACUUGUCGCUUGGUGCAGACAUGAGAUUAAAUGCAAUAUAUGCUAUAUAAUGUUUAUAAAUUAUCAAUUUAGAAGAGAAAAGACAAGUUUUUGGAUGGAUUUACAAGAAAUCUUAGAAUGUUUUAAGAUUCAUAAUUAGCGAGAAGUGAAGAAAUCUACUCUCUGAUGUCGACAUUUUUGUUCUCCUUGGCGCUUURAGUCAUAUCUCGACAUAAGGUCUGAGCAGAACAUUUUUUAAGUGGUAUGCUAGAGGGGCCUCUGUUUCUCACUUCCCUGUUUGCUUUUGGGGUGGGGUUAAAAUCUACAACAGUGCUUUUUACAAAUAUUUUUGCCAGAAAAGGAAAAUAUAUUCACAAAUAUUUCUUCAUAUUAGCUCUUUAAAAAAUCCAGCACAUCCGCAUUUUUAAACAGUGUUUAAUCAACAGUGACAUUAAUGUUAAAAUAAAUUGCUCUUUUUACUGCUAUAAGAGUCAUUUUUAUUUGUAUACUUGGUUUUAAUUCAUGUGUUUGAUUCAGAUUCAUUCUCAAGUCACAACAUGGAAAACUGGAGCAGUAAUGUUUCUGAUCACCAUUUUUUUAAAUGCUUGACUUCUCAAACAUGACAGAGAAGAAGUAACUUGUUGAGACAUGAAGUGUUGGAUUGAAAUGAAAAUUUCAUUUUCUAGGGCUUAUAUACAAGACUUAAACAGAGACACGUCACUGACUGUGAAGAUUUUAAAAACUCAGAAUGAUCAAGCUGAUAAUCACAGCAGGUUCAACUUUAGUUUUAAUAUUUCUUCUUCAUUUGCAAAAAACAAAAACAAAACAAACAAAAAAAAAACAAGAAAGAAUCCAUGAAACUUAAAAUCUCACAUGUAAGAGUGUCUUGCCGAGAUAUGCAGCAGCUCAAACCACUAAAAUCCAAAUCACACGUAAAGGUAAAAGCACUAUACGUCAUUAAAAAAAUCAUCAAACCAACAAUAGUAAAAAAAA